Messenger RNA from Trypanosoma grayi, 1110 nucleotides. RefSeq lists its product as hypothetical. The transcript has a single exon. The coding region runs from base 1 to 1110 and encodes 369 amino acids. The record is from RefSeq and is a predicted model, not a curated record. NCBI's taxonomy places the organism in Eukaryota, Euglenozoa, Kinetoplastea, Trypanosomatida, Trypanosomatidae.
AUGCACUAUGAGACCUUUGAGGUGGUUACAGAAGAAAACGGUGCAUCAUCACUCAAGUUUGAUCUCGCUUGUGCUACCGCAAUCGACCACUAUACUCGGUGCACUAAACUGGGAGAAAAGCAGCUGAACACGAGCAAUUCAGUCUGUUCUACAGGCCUUCGUGUGUACGAAGGUGCACAGGUGCUUGCUGCAUUUCUUUCAAAGUUUGGAGCCUCUUUGGUAUCAAGCUUAUCAGAGGAUUGCAGUUUUGAAAAACCGAAGUAUUGGGCUCUUGAGUUGGGAUGCGGAUGCGGUUUGGUUGGAUUUACAACUGCUACCCUUUUCCCACAACUAUCAGUUGCCUUCACGGACGCCUCUGUGGACUGCCUAAACUUGAUCAAUGCGAGUGCAAAGAAACUUGGUUUGUCGCUUCUGAAGAGUGAUGGUACUGAUCCAGCUGAGAUUCCCGAGGGCACCGAUGGCCGAUUGUUAUUGUCGUAUCCCUUGGAAUGGUGUGAACAAGGCACUACUCGGCUUGCCUCCUUGCUAAGGCGUCUUUCGGGUCAUCGAGGUCGCAUGAUGAAUGGUGCUGUGCGUAUGGUAUUGGGCUCUGAUUUGCUGUACUACCGCGUUGAUAUCAGGGCACUCCUGGGGACUUGCAAAUCACUUCUGAAUCCAUAUGACAGUGGGGAAGAUAAAGAGGACGAUCACGCUUUCUCGGUUCCGCGUUUUGUUGUCUUGGCACACUUCAUGCGUAUCCCGGAUGGGGACAGAAAGUUGCAAAUGGCUGCCUACGAACUGGGAUUUGGCAUUGUUCGAGUUCCUCUCGAGGCCUUUGUUACGGCCGAGGUCGUGCGAAGGCGCGGCUGGAAUGGGAUAUCUGUCGUGUUACUGUUCUUACGUUCAUCCCGAGAUUUCGAACCACAGAGUCUGGGGAAGGGGAGUGCCUGGGAUCGGCGUGAAGAAGAGGAUCUUUUGGAAGCGAGGAUGCUCUUCUGUGGAAGUUCUUUCUCAUUGCCACUUGAGGCUUUGACACGCUACUCAAGAGACGCGGCAAAAUGCAAUGCCGAUGGCACCCGUGACGCUGUUGAUCAGUGUGAUCUUGAUACUCUUCCGUACCGUGUGGAAUAA